GUCUGAGUGACACCGAAGUGAACACCAAAAAAGCACAAUUUGAAAAACAAUGUUCAAGAAUAAAUGAAGCCGAUAAUUAAUAAAUUAUGUUUAUUUGUCGUAAAAAACUUCGCAAUGUCAUAAUAAUAACUAUAGGCCUUCUCUUAGUUUUAGGUAUAUACAAAACAUUUGCCAAUGAAUCAUACUCCAAUGAAAUCAAUAAAAAAAAUGUCGUUGAGAAAAAGGCGAAAGUCAUAGAUUAUUACGAUAACCCCAAGGAAAAUGACAUAUACAAAUCCCAAACAUUUGGAGCAGUAGAUAACAAUGUUAAGAACAUGGAUGAGGCUAAAAAACGAAUUUUCGAGCUGGAAAGCAAAUUGCGAGAGUUGGAAGCACGUAUGCCGAAAAAACAUCCUGAUGUCAGGUUCUUAAAUUAUCAAGCUCGAAAGAGAAUUUUAAUCACUGGAGGUGCAGGCUUUGUGGGAUCUCAUUUAGUAGAUCUUCUUAUGAUGCAAGGCCAUGAAGUUAUUGUCGCAGAUAAUUUUUUCACAGGUCGCAAACGUAAUGUAGAGCAUUGGCUUGGACAUGAAAAUUUUGAGUUGAUUCAUCACGAUAUUGUAAAUCCAUUAUACAUAGAAGUAGAUGAAAUAUAUCAUUUAGCAAGUCCUGCUAGUCCUCCUCAUUACAUGUAUAAUCCUGUUAAAACUAUAAAAACAAACACCUUAGGAACUAUUAACAUGUUAGGUCUUGCCAAAAGAGUCAGUGCUAAAGUUCUAAUAGCAAGUACAUCCGAAGUGUAUGGAGAUCCUGAAGUCCACCCACAACCGGAAACAUAUUGGGGUCAUGUCAAUCCAAUAGGUCCCAGAGCUUGCUAUGAUGAAGGGAAACGUGUAGCUGAAACUUUAAGUUAUGCUUAUGCAAAGCAAGAGAAAGUCAAUGUACGUGUGGCAAGAAUUUUCAAUACAUAUGGGCCCCGAAUGCAUAUGAAUGAUGGGAGAGUAGUUUCCAAUUUUAUAUUACAAGCAUUAAGAAAUGAACCCAUUACUGUAUAUGGUAAUGGAAGCCAAACCAGAUCCUUCCAGUACAUCACGGAUUUAGUGGAUGGGUUAGUGGCUCUGAUGGCUUCAAAUUAUACACAACCUGUAAACAUCGGUAAUCCUAUUGAGCACACAAUUGAAGAAUUUGCAGUAAUAAUAAAAGAUAUAGCAGGAGGUAGUAGCAGAAUAUUAAAAACUGCAGCGGUGGAAGAUGAUCCCCAACGUAGAAAACCUGAUAUUACAAGGGCACGUGAAAUUUUGAAUUGGUCACCAAAGAUUUCGCUGCAUGAAGGUCUGCAAAAGACAGUAAAUUAUUUUAAAAAAGAAUUACAGCGUUCAAGCCAUACUCAAAGAAAUGUUUUUUAUCCUGAAAGUAUAAAUGACGUAUUAGCUGCUAAUUAAAUUUUAUUUUGUGACGAAUGCUCACUAAUUGUAUAUAAUUAAAUCAGAUUAAAAUGUGUUAAAAGCAAAUUGCUGAAUUACAUUCAUAAUACAUUUUUCUAAUGAACAAGAUUUAUGCUUAUCAGAAGCAA
Molecule: messenger RNA, 1549 nt
Organism: Ctenocephalides felis (cat flea)
Lineage: Eukaryota; Metazoa; Arthropoda; Insecta; Siphonaptera; Pulicidae
Product: UDP-glucuronic acid decarboxylase 1-like
Exons: 8
Coding region: 87-1418 (443 amino acids)
Biological process (GO): D-xylose metabolic process
Cellular component (GO): cytoplasm
Molecular function (GO): UDP-glucuronate decarboxylase activity; NAD+ binding
Source: RefSeq, a predicted model, not a curated record